CUCUUACGCUAUUUGGGUUUCUUUCACAAAUACAAUGUACUCAUAGUGACGCUCAAACACGCUCUGCCGCAUGUCCUACGGUUCCUCCUCUGCGCUCUUAUACUCUACAGUGGCUUUUGUUUCUGCGGUUGGGUUGUAUUGGGUCCCUAUCACUACAAGUUCCGCACCAUUUCCCGCACAUCCGAGUGCUUGUUCGCGCUCAUGAAUGGUGACGAUCUGUUCGCCACAUUUGCCAUAACCAACACUAAAUCGUCGAUCAUAUGGUGGUUCAGUCGACUAUAUCUCUACGGAUUCAUAGUGCUGUUCAUAUACGUGGUGUUGAGUCUAUUCAUCGCCAUUAUAAUGGACUCGUAUGAGACAAUCAAAGACUAUUACCAAAAUGGCUUCCCAUUGACUGAUGUGCAGAAGUUU
Messenger RNA from Medioppia subpectinata, 411 nucleotides. NCBI's taxonomy places the organism in Eukaryota, Metazoa, Arthropoda, Arachnida, Sarcoptiformes, Oppiidae. The record is from the annotation of a GenBank genome assembly.